CAUUUUAUUCAAACUCUCGUUCUUGAUACCCUUUUCUCUAUUUUCAAUACCCAAAAACCCAUAGACAGAGAAAAAGCAAAGCAAAACGGAAAGUAGACAUUGGCUCACACUUUUCCCCCUCAUCUUCUUUUCACUUCUACUUCACCUUCUCCAAACAAUCAAGAACUGAGUAGGAAAACGCUGGAAGCACGGAAAAUGCGUUUCCUCCUACUUCUCUUCCUCAUUCUCCACCUUCACUUCCGCUAUUCCACCGGCGCCAGACCUGGCCGGAUGCCGGAGUACCGCGCCUUACUCUCCAUUAAAGCUGCCAUCACCGAGGACCCGCAAUCUACGCUGGCGUCGUGGAACGCCAGCACCAGUCAUUGUACAUGGGAGGGAGUCACGUGUGAUGUUUCCGGCAGGCAUGUGACGGCUCUCGACAUCUCAAACCUUAGCCUUACUGGUACGCUCUCCCCGGACGUGGGCCAUCUACGGUUCCUUGUCAACCUUUCCGUCGCUGCCAACUCCCUCUCCGGCCCUGUUCCUCCCCAGAUUUCUGAUAUCCCUAACCUGCGAUAUCUCAAUCUUUCCAACAAUGUGUUCAAUCUUAGUUUUCCCCCGCAGCUUUACAGACUCAAGAACCUCCAAGUUCUCGACCUUUACAACAAUAACAUGACUGGAGAUUUUCCUUCACAAGCGUAUUUGCUCACUAGUCUCCGCCAUUUGCACCUUGGCGGGAACUUCUUCUCAGGUGAAAUCCCCCCGUCUCCGGCAAUGAGCUCACUGGAGCUAUUCCGCGGGAGAUCGGAAACUUAACUCAGCUCAAGGAGCUUUAUAUUGGGUACUACAACACAUUUUCCGGUGGAAUACCCAAGGAGAUUGGGAAUUUGUCAAACCUGGUCCGGUUCGACGCUGCGAACUGCGGGCUCUCCGGCGAGAUUCCUGCGGAGAUCGGGAAUUUGCAGAAUCUAGAUACUCUGUUCCUCCAAGUGAAUGGGCUUACAGGAGGCUUGACACCGGAACUUGGCAACUUGAAGAGCCUGAAAUCAAUGGAUCUGUCAAAUAACAUGCUUUCCGGCGAAUUACCCCCCUCAUUUGCAGAGCUGAAAAACAUGACUCUCUUAAAUCUUUUCAGGAAUAAGCUUACGGGUUCCAUUCCGGACUUCAUUGGGGAGUUGCCGGAGUUACAGGUGUUGCAGCUUUGGGAAAACAACUUCACUGGAAGCAUUCCUCAAAAUUUAGGUACCAACGGGAAUCUGCAUGAAGUGGACGUUAGUUCCAACAAAUUGACGGGAAAUUUGCCCCCAAAUCUGUGUAAUGGCAAGCAGCUUCACACAUUGAUCACUCUGGGGAACUUCCUAUUCGGCCCGAUUCCGGAGUCACUGGGUCAGUGUGAGUCAUUGAGUCGGGUUCGGAUGGGCGAAAACUAUCUAAAUGGGUCCAUUCCAAAAGGCCUGCUGAGUUUGCCGAAGCUAACUCAAGUGGAGCUUCAAGACAAUCUUUUAUCUGGUGCCUUUCCUGAGACUGAUAGACCGUCCACAACUUUGGGGCAAAUUAGUCUGUCUAACAAUCACCUAUCUGGGCCGUUGCCGCCAAGUAUAGGCAAUUUUGUGGGUGUUCAGAAGCUUUUGCUCGACGGCAACAAGUUUUCGGGCAGGAUUCCAGCUGAAAUAGGGAAGUUACAGCAGCUAUCCAAGAUGGAUUUCAGUCACAACAAUUUAUCGGGUCCCAUUGCUCCGGAAAUAAGCCGGUGUAAGCUCUUGACGUUCGUUGAUCUCAGCCGGAAUCAGCUAUCUGGUAGCGUUCCAACAGAGAUCACUGGUAUGAGGAUUUUGAACUACUUGAAUCUGUCAAGAAACCAUUUGGUGGGCAGCAUUCCCUCUUCGAUUGCUAGUAUGCAGAGUUUAACUUCUGUUGAUUUUUCGUAUAAUAAUUUUUCUGGUUUGGUUCCUGGGACUGGUCAGUUCAGUUAUUUCAAUUACACCUCGUUUUUGGGCAACCCCAAUCUUUGUGGCCCGUACUUGGGACCCUGCAAAGAGGGCAUAGCUGAUGGAGCUGAAAGGCCACAUGAGAAGGGGACUUUCUCUCCUUCAAUGAAGCUUUUGCUUGUUGUAGGAUUGCUGGUUUGUUCGAUCGUCUUUGCUGUGGCUGCAAUUAUUAAGGCCCGGUCAUUGAAGAAAGCUAAUGAGGCUCGUGCGUGGAAGCUAACUGCUUUCCAAAGAUUGGAUUUUACAAGUGAUGAUAUCCUGGAUUGUCUUAAAGAGGAUAAUAUCAUUGGAAAAGGAGGUGCUGGUAUUGUUUACAAGGGGAUCAUGCCGAAUGGAGAACAGGUUGCUGUGAAAAGGUUGCCGGCAAUGAGCCGAGGCUCUUCACAUGAUCAUGGGUUCAAUGCUGAGAUACAGACUCUAGGCAGGAUUAGGCAUAGGCAUAUUGUUAGACUAUUGGGUUUCUGUUCCAAUCAUGAAACAAAUCUAUUGGUUUAUGAAUACAUGCCUAAUGGUAGCUUAGGGGAAAUGCUUCAUGGCAAGAAAGGGGGUCAUUUGCAUUGGGAUACUAGGUAUAAGAUUGCUGUGGAGGCUGCAAAGGGCCUCUGCUAUCUCCACCACGACUGCUCACCUUUGAUCGUUCACCGUGAUGUCAAAUCAAACAAUAUCCUCCUGGACUCUAGUUUUGAAGCUCAUGUUGCUGAUUUUGGACUGGCCAAGUUCUUGCAAGAUUCAGGGACAUCAGAGUGCAUGUCUGCUAUUGCUGGUUCUUAUGGCUACAUCGCUCCAGAAUAUGCCUAUACACUUAAGGUUGAUGAAAAGAGUGACGUAUACAGCUUUGGUGUGGUUCUGUUAGAACUCGUCACCGGCAGAAAACCAGUUGGUGAGUUUGGCGAUGGUGUCGACAUAGUCCAAUGGGUUCGCAAGAUGACGGAUGGGAACAAAGAAGGUGUGCUAAAGGUCCUCGAUCCACGACUCCCGACGGUGCCCCUCCAUGAGGUGAUGCACGUUUUCUACGUAGCAAUGCUCUGCGUAGAAGAACAGGCAGUCGAGCGGCCCACCAUGCGGGAAGUAGUUCAAAUACUCUCUGAGCUUCCCAAGCCACACGGGGCCAAGCCUGGAGAUCCAGCACCCACAGAGUCCCCUCCACCAGCAUCCAUCUUAGAAUCCCCUGCUACUGAUCCAGAAAGCCAUCACCCCAACCCACCCCAAUCACCACCACCUGAUCUCCUCAGCAUUUGAAUCUUGAAGGGCGCAUUGAAAUCUUGCUAGAUUUUCUCUUUAGGUUCUUCGAAUUUGGCGGGCAGCUAGUUCUUGCUACUUGUAUUCAUUUUACCGUUUUGCCCUUUUCUGUAUUCUACUAAGUUAACUUCAGUGUUGGUGUUGUUCCUUUGAAAGUUUGUGUACAGAAGUACUGGAGGGGUUGGCUUUUCCUAAAAGUAGCAUAAACUAUCUUCUUGAUGCA
This is a messenger RNA of Sesamum indicum (sesame), 3429 nucleotides long. The record is from RefSeq and is a predicted model, not a curated record. Lineage: Eukaryota; Viridiplantae; Streptophyta; Magnoliopsida; Lamiales; Pedaliaceae.